AGAGGAAGAGAAGGAAGCGUCGCAGUGUGAGCCCGUGCAGCCCUUCGGCUGUGCGGGAGGCACGUCUCUGCCCCACGAGUGGCCGCCGUGCGUCGCCGACGGUGCCCCUGCGGGAGUGGGGCGCGGAGCCCUGCGCCCACGAUAGCUCCUGCUUUGCCCAGGAGCAUAGGAUGUGGUGAGAGGAUGGAGCUUUUCUCUCGCGGGGCUCACCAUGGCCAGAGAAGAUUCCGUCAAGUGUCUGCGUUGCCUGCUCUAUGCCCUCAACCUGCUUUUCUGGUUGAUGUCCAUCAGUGUGCUGGCCGUUUCUGCUUGGAUGAGGGACUACCUGAAUAAUGUUCUGACUUUAACUGCGGAAACAAGGGUGGAGGAGGCAGUCAUCUUGACUUACUUUCCCGUGGUUCAUCCGGUCAUGAUUGCUGUCUGCUGUUUCCUUAUCAUAGUGGGGAUGUUAGGGUAUUGUGGAACGGUGAAAAGAAACCUGUUGCUGCUUGCAUGGUACUUUGGAAGUUUGCUUGUCAUUUUCUGUGUGGAGCUUGCUUGUGGCGUUUGGACAUAUGAGCAGGAACUUAUGGUUCCAGUGCAGUGGUCAGACAUGGUCACUCUGAAAGCCAGGAUGACGAAUUACGGCCUGCCUAGGUACCGCUGGCUCACUCAUGCGUGGAAUUUUUUUCAGAGGGAGUUCAAGUGCUGUGGGGUGGUGUACUUCACGGACUGGCUGGAGAUGACGGACAUGGACUGGCCGCCGGACUCCUGCUGCGUGAAGGAGUUCCCGGGGUGCUCCAAGCAAGCCCACCAGCAAGACCUCAGCGACCUCUAUCAGGAGGGCUGUGGGAAGAAGAUGUAUUCCUUCUUGAGAGGAACCAAACAACUGCAGGUGCUCAGGUUUCUGGGAAUCUCCAUUGGAGUGACCCAAAUCCUGGCCAUGAUUCUCACCAUUACUCUGCUCUGGGCUCUGUAUUACGACAGAAGAGAGCCUGGGACAGACCAAAUGAUGUCUCUGCAGAAUGAGACUUCCCAGCACCUGUCAUGCCACUCAGUGCAGCUGUUGAAACCGAGCCUGUCCAGAAUCUUCGAGCAUACGUCCAUGGCAAACAGCUUUAACACACACUUUGAGAUGGAAGAAUUAUAAAGACCGCCCGGGGAGGAAACCACAGAUGUGCUUUGUUGGACAUGAGAGUUUUUUAUGUACACACUUGGUAUGCUCCCGAAACGCGUAGAGGUAAAGAUGUUGUCAUAAAAGAAUGCCUAGGCAGAUAAUGCUCUACCCUUUGCAAAGAGGAGGAAAAUGUUCCAUGCCAGGUCAUCACUGAGUCAGUAGUCGAUGCCCUUACAACGCUGGGGUCGGCCCUGACACUCUGAUGGCCUUGGUGUAAGCGUGAAUCAGGCUGUUACCGAACACACCUGCGUUCGGAGGCCACGUGAUUUGAUGAGCUUUUCUGCCUUUGAGAGCAGACGCAUGCUGGGGUUGGAGCCGCAGUCAAGCUGGAUUCACUUGCACCAGCUGCUGUGUAAAGUACCAAUUCACUGCCAAUGUAGUGCAUGCGGCAGUAAGAAUGACUUUACUGCUUGGCAGUGUAUUCCUUUGAGGGUGAAUAGGCUAUAGAUAAAAAAAAAAACUUUCAAAAUUGCUGACUACCUGAACGUGACUGUGGCUGGUCACUAACACACUCUUACCACUCAGAUGAGCAAGCUAACGUUGUGUAAACUGAUCAGGGAUCUGUGUGUAUAUAAGUCUGUGUUGUGUGCACAAUUCAGUAGCUUUCAGUUCUUCAUCGUGUUGAGAAUAACGGUUGUGAAGAAGCAUCCGUGUCCUGUAUAACACCUUUGUUUUUAGGUUUUCUUGUUAACAGAGCUUCAAAGUUGUGUCUUGACUUUAUAUGACAUGCAUAAUUAUUAAUUUAAAUACAUAACCACUAAUUUUAAAAAUUACCAGUGUGCUAAAUAGAAAUCAUUAUAAUUCAGAAUAUAGUAUGGUCUCUGGGACAUAUUAAAAAUGUACAAUAAGUGGGAUGAUUUAGCAAAGACUUGGAUGUUAUUUAUCUGAGACUAAGGCUCUUUUCUUUUCUAAUACUAAACACCUUUUGAAAAGAGCUUAUCUAGUAGAAGACACCGCCUCCAAGUCUUUAGGAUUCUACAGAGAAUAAUGGUGUUCUACAGCAAAACUACUUGUGAAAAUCAUAAAAACAAAUGACAAUUUACCUAGAGAUGAUCAUUGCUUUAUUUCACUGAUUAAUAUACUGUACUGAGUUAUACAGAUAAUUAAAAUUUUUUACAAGAGUAAAAUAUAUUUAUUUGAAUGGGAAAAGUGCAUUUUACUGUAUUUUUGGUGUUAUGUUUAUUUCUCAGACUACGGGAAAGAGAAUUUAAGCAAGUAUCAAUAAAUACUUUCUAGAGA
This is a messenger RNA of Ochotona curzoniae (black-lipped pika), 2395 nucleotides long. It is a transcript of the gene TSPAN12, whose product is annotated as tetraspanin 12. The transcript is spliced from 8 exons. The record is from RefSeq and is a predicted model, not a curated record. Gene Ontology annotation, cellular component: membrane. Bases 212 to 1129 code for a protein of 305 amino acids. Lineage: Eukaryota; Metazoa; Chordata; Mammalia; Lagomorpha; Ochotonidae.